AAAGGCAGAGCGUUUAGGGGGCAGUGAGCGGGCAGCUCUUUCCAUUGCUCCAACUGACGCAGCCCCUUUUUAAUGUUAACUUCUCUGCUCCUUCUCAGUCUAGCGCGUUCUCUCUGGGAAGCUUCCCCGUCUCCCUGGCAACCCGAGCUGCGGCCAAUUGCAGUUAAGGAUUGGUGGUCACGUGGCCCCCGCCCCGUUCCAAGGAGCGGCAACAUGGCGGCCCCGGGAAGCUGCAGCAGUGAGAUUUGAAUUCCACUUGUAGCUGCUGCAUCGUGACCAUGUCGUCUCCAGCUUUGUGCGAUUUGCCUCGGAGCGCAAACGAGCUCCCUGGAGAGCCCUCUUCCCAAGAAGAAGAUGAGGAAUGUGAUUCUGAAGACCCAGUCAGCGACUCGGGUUCCUACUCCUCAGCGAGUAGCCAUUCUGAUGAUCUUGAACCUGAGUGGCUUGACAGCGUGCAGAAGAAUGGGGAGCUGUUUUACUUGGAAUUGAGUGAGGACGAAGAGGAAACCCUCCUGCCUGAGUCGCCGACUGUGAACCACGUGAGGUUCAGUGACCAUGAGAUUAUCAUUGAAGAGGAUGAUUACAAAGAAAGAAAAAAGUAUGAACCCAAACUCAAGCGGUUUACGAAAAUUUUAAAAAGCAAAAGGCUUUUGCCCAAGCGCCACAAUAAAAAAAAUAGCACAGACAAUGGGCCAGUGUCCAUUCUAAAGCAUCAGUCACAUCAGAAGACAGGAGUCGUUGUCCAGCAACGGUACAAAGAUGUGAAUGUUUAUGUAAACCCCAAAAAGCUAACUGUCAUGAAAGCCAAAGAGCAGCUCAAGCUCCUGGAAGUGCUGGUUGGCAUUAUCCAUCAGACCAAAUGGAGCUGGAAAAGGGCUGGAAAGCAGAGCCAGGGAGAGAGACUCGUGGUCCACGGCCUGCUGCCAGGAGGAGCUGCUAUGAAGAGUGGGCAGGUGCUGAUUGGGGAUGUCCUUGUUGCUGUGAAUGAUGUUGACGUAACCUCCGAAAACAUAGAGAGAGUUCUGUCUUGCAUUCCUGGACCUAUGCAGGUGAAACUGACAUUUGAAAAUGCAUAUGCUGUGAAAAAGGAAACAGCCCAACCAAGACAGAAAAAGGCCCAGUCAAGUGCAAACGAUUUAGUCCAGCUUCUGUGGGGAGAGGGGGCUGAUGGUGUCCUGCAGGAUGCCCUGAGCACCCCUCAUAUCAUUAUGUAUCUCACACUUCAGCUUGACUCAGAGGCAUCUAAGGAAGAGCAAGAGAUUCUUUAUCAUUAUCCAAUGUCUGAAGCAUCUCAGAAGCUGAAAAGUGUAAGAGGGAUUUUUCUCACCCUGUCUGAUAUGCUGGAAAAUGUAACUGGGACACAAGUUACCAGCUCAUCCCUCCUUUUAAAUGCGAAAGAAAUCCACAUAGCUUAUUGGAAAGAAUCCGACAAGUUGUUGUUAAUUGGCCUGCCUGCUGAUGAGGCAGAGUUGCUGAGAGAGAUCUUUCAUCUAUUGGUUCAUUACCCAAAUGGCCACAACAGCUGGAGCUGGACCAUCCAAAACCAGGAGCCAGGAGCUUCUUCCAGAUGCCCUACAUUGAUACAGGGGACAAGGAUCUGGGCCACCACCCACUGCCUUUCCAGUGUUCCACUUCCUCAGCUAAGGAACAUGAUAGAAGAUGUUGCCCGUACCUUGAAGUUUAUGUAUGGUUCUUUAGAUAGUGCCUUUUGCCAGAUUGAGAACGUUCCUCGCUUGGAUCAUUUUUUUAGCUUGUUCUUUCAAAGAGCACUUCAGCCUGCUAAACUGCAUUCCGUCCCUGGUUCCAGUGCUCAGCUGUAUGACGCCUCCAGUGCUGUGCUCUUAGAUGCUCUCCCUGGAGUUCGAUGGCUCCCACUUCCACAGGAAAUCAAGAUGGAAUUAGACACAGCUUUAAGUGACUUGGAGGCUGCAGAUUUUGCAGAACUGUCUGAGGAUUACUAUGACAUGAGGAGGCUGUACACAAUUUUGGGAUCUUCUCUAUUUUACAAGGGUUAUCUGAUAUGCAGUCAUUUGCCUAAGGAUGAUCUUAUUGAUAUUGCUGCAUAUUGUCGCCACUAUUGCCUGCUGCCUUUAGCAGCAAAACAGAGAAUUGGUCAGUUGAUAAUAUGGAGAGAAGUGUUUCCUCAAUAUCACCUGCACGCAUCUGCAGACCCAGACACUGAAGUCUUUCAGGAACCUGAAGGGAGAUAUUUUUUGCUAAUUAUUGGCUUGAAAUAUUAUAUGUUAUGUGUACUAUUAGAAGCAGGAGGCUGUGCAUCCAAAGCUAUUGGGAAUCCUGGACCGGACUGUAUAUAUGUGGAUCAGGUCAAAACAACCCUUCAGCAGCUGGAAGGAGUAGAUUCCCGCAUCGAUGAACAUCUCAUAUCUCCUUCAGGCCCCUGUUUGUCUUGUGCUGACUGGUUCCUUGCGGGAUCCCGUGAAAAAGCAGAUACUUUGACCACGUCACCUAUCCUCAGUAGGCUACAAGUGGCUUCCAAAGUAGCAACCUCCCCAACGUGCAGAAGAUCCCUUUUUAGUGACUAUUCCUUAAAGACAUGUAAGCCGAGUCCUUCCCGGAGCAGUGGAGGAUCUGACAAUGGUUGCGAAGGUGGAGAAGGCGUUAUUGGCAUUAGCCCUCACACCACCCCGGAUGCAGUACGGAAGCAAAGAGAGUCCCAGGGCACUGAUGGUUCAGAAGAAAGCGGGUCCUUCCUGAAGGUCACUAAGAAGAAGUCUGCUCUUCCAAAUCCAUUUCAUUUGGGAAACUUGAAAAAGGAUCUUUCAGAAAAGGAAUUGGAAAUAUAUAACACAAUGAAAUUGACAUCUGGUCCUGAGAAUACACUUUUCCACUAUGUUGCCUUAGAAACGGUGCAAGGAAUCUUUAUUACUCCUACCCAUGAAGAGGUGGCACAACUAAGUGGUUCUAUCCAUCCUCAGCUAAUAAAAAAUUUCCAUCAGUGUUGUCUUUCCAUUCGUGCAAUUUUCCAACAGACAUUGGAGAAAGAGAAAAAGAAAUCACUAGAUGAUGGAGAUCCUUCAGCUUCUACACAUUCAGUGUCUUCUCUUAACCCUGUGAAAGAACAUGGUGUGUUGUUUGAAUGCUCACCUGAAAACUGGACUGAUCAGAAGAAAGCACCACCAGUUAUGUCUUACUGGGUAGUAGGGAGACUAUUUCUUCAUCCAAAACCUCAAGAACUGUAUGUCUGUUUUCAUGACUCAGUCACAGAAAUUGCUGUUGAAAUGGCUUUUAAAUUAUUCUUUGGAUUAACCUUGUAGCUGUGUUUUCUUGAUGCACAACAACACAUGCAUGGAGCAUUAGUGUCAGAAUUGCUGAAAUCAGUACAUAGAGAAGGUUUAGCUUAUUUUCACUGUUCAAUAUUGAACAUAGUAUUGUUAAAUAUUAAAAUGAAAUUCUGUUGAAUUUGAUUUUUUAAAUCUUUUAUAUAGUGUUAUGAGACUUUUGAGGAAAUACUUGAUCAAUAUAUGAAGAGGAAUAAUUAACUUAUUUCCAUGUGGGUAUAUAAUGUUAAUUUAUUAACUAAUUUGAAAUAAUGUGAAGUGUUUUAUAUAAAAGUAAUAUAGGAAAUGUUUAUUUUGGAAAAAUACCCAAUUUUUUGUUUAUUUUUCUCAAAAUGGAUAUUGAUAUCUGAUGAAAGGAUCAUGAAAUUGAAAGGAAGUGGCCAGAUUCUAUAACUAAUUAAUGCUAUAACUUUGAGCAAGUCUUUGUACCUCUCUGAACUGAGUUUCAUGUACAAAUGAAAUGACUGCAUUGAAGUUUUAAAAUCUGAAGUAAAAUGUGAUAUUUUUCCCCUUCUUGCCUAUUGAUUGAUACCCAGAUUUGUAAUGUCCAAGUACAGAUUCCUUGUCAGAUCAAAUAUUUUAAUUAGUUCAAGUAUUUCAGUAAUACCUCUCUGUGGGAGGAAGAAUAAAACAUUAAACUUCUUUUUUUUUUAACUUAUUUGGUUCUCUUUACUCUUUCCAAUAAGCACUAGGAUAUAUUUUUUAAACUGUCCAUAAACUUUCAGUGUUUUUCUUUUUAUUCAAAUAUAUUCAGGUUUAUACAUAUACUUCAUUUAUGAAUUUCAGGAAAAUUGUAUGUAAUUUUUUUAAAAGAUGAAAACAUGUUAAAAACACUGGCUCAUGAAACCAUAUGGAGACUUCUUUGGUAAAAUACUAUUAUUUGUCUUAUGGAUAGGGAUCACUACGUAUUGGAUUUUCCCAAAUGGAGAUCACUUUAGGGAAAAUAGUCCUUGAUCUUUAGUAGAAGAAACUAAUGGUCUGAGGAUUUUCUUUGUGAGCUUUUGGCAGACUGAUAGAAAAGAACAUAACAGGUGCUGCCCACUGGAUCUUUCUGGAGGUUCAGUUGUCUCCAAGACUUUCCAAUACUGGCUUGUUUCUUCAGGACUUAAGCUUUGGAAGACAAGUUCUACCAGCACAUCUAAAAUCAGUGUCUGUGUUUCCCCUACCUCAAAUGUGAGCCCUCCAGCUGAGUCAUUAGUAACUGCAAACCUUCUUGCACCAUUUGAGCCAUUUAGUCUUAGAAGGAACAUGUGUUAUCCCUCUGUCUUCAGGUUAAGAGAUUUUCACCUAGGAAUCAAAGAUGCGAACUACACGUGUUUGUCCCACUAAUGGCUUGUGAGUUUUAAUUUUGGCAUUCAGACCUUAGCUCUUGGAAUGCUGUCUACAAAGGAGCUUGAAAUAUUCUCCUUUGAAGAGCACAACACUGAGUCACAUAAUUGACUUUUUAACUACUGUUUUAGGAUUGCCUGUGUACACAUAUGUGUAUUAAGGAACUUUGGAAGUGAUUAUUAAAUGCCUUAAAUUUGCAGCUAUGCCUCCUCAAAAUGCCAGGAGUUAGUUCUAAUACUAGGAAUUAUUGAUAAAUGCAGAUAUUGAUUACCUCAGGCUUUCAGACAGACUGAACUAACACUUGGGAUUCUAUCUUAGGUGACUUUAAAAUUUUCAUUUAGCAAAAUUUUGAUCUAUUAAACUGCUUCUUGGUGUCAAAGAAUCAAAAGAUCACUGCUCAAUAGCAGAUAAAAAUGCACAACACACGGCUGAUAUUAAUAAAAGCAAGCUGUUUGUGUUGUAGUUGUGCACUAUAAUUUCUGUAUUGUGGAAACAUUGCAUUUUUAAGAAAUGAAACCAAACGUUAUCUUGUUUUUUAUCUUUACAUGGGCACUGAAGUCUACAUCAUAUGUAUACUUAGAAGCUCAUUUUCCCAAGUAUGUUCAGAUUCAUACUUAAAAGUAGAUCCAGCUGAUUAUUGGACAAUAAAAUGCCUGUAUAUUACUUUAGUAAACAAAGUGGAACAAAAUGACAAUACAGAUACCCCAUAAAUAUGCUUCAGCAAAGAAACAUUCUUAAGUUGAAUUGUAUUAGCAUCCUGCAAUGUUCCCUUCCACCAAAGACUAUUAAUGUGAAAGACUAUAGUCCCGGUAGCCCCUCUUCCAGGCCAGCUCUCUGCUGUGGCCUGGGAGUGCGGUGGAGGAUGGCCCAAGUACUUGGGCCCUGCACCCCCUGGGAGACCAGGAUGAGUACCUGGCUCCUGCCAUCGGAUCGGCGCGGUGCGCCGGCCGCAGCACGCUGGCUGCAGCACACCGGCCGCAGCGGCCAUUGGAGGGUGAACCAACGGCAAAGGAAGACCUUUCUCUCUGUCUCUCUCUCUCACUGUCCACUCUGCCUGUCAAAAAAAAAAUUAAAAAAAAAAAUAUGAAGCACUUAGUACCAUAUUUUUUCAUUCACCAAAAUUAAUUUUAGACCCUGUUACUUUCUCUUUCCCUUUAUCUCUCUUCCUCUCUCCUCCCUCUCUCAGCUUUCUUUAGGUAUUCUUGUUUUUAUCAUGUCAGAAACUGUACCUAAGAAAUACUUCCUAUAUGUGAUAAGGGACUAUUGCUGAUGAUGUGUCCUGGAAAGCUAGUAAUUUUGCAGUGCCUGCUUUUUUUUGUCUCUAAUGCAAAUGGGAAAAGCUAUGAAUUUAUUAAGUUUGUC
This is a messenger RNA of Oryctolagus cuniculus (rabbit), 5990 nucleotides long. The record is from RefSeq and is a predicted model, not a curated record. Lineage: Eukaryota; Metazoa; Chordata; Mammalia; Lagomorpha; Leporidae.